CAAAGAGGCACCGCUCUAAUUCCUUACACAACACACAGCGUCCUCCUACGCUUCUUGACCUCCGAUCGCAACGCGGCCGGCCGCACGCUUUUGACUGCUCAAUGAGAAUGCGCCUGCGAUUCUAUUAAUUCUGUAUAAGCGUUCGAAACGCGCUCAUAACAGUAAUGUCAUCACCAAACUCGCCCCGGGCCUCGCAGGGUGCGGACACAGAUCCCGCCACCGAAUCAACACCAGCUCCAGCUCCCACACGAGUCCCCUCCACGAACCCCGAGCUUCAAUUAUCUACAUUGCAAUCUUUACCCGCUGAGCAGCAAGACCUAUAUCUAUUGAACUUUGUCGCCUCCCUUAGCAAGCAUGCUCUUGCCCUUGCUGCUGAUGAUUGCACCGCCCAGCAAUUCUAUCUCAAAAAAGAGGUCUUUCAGAUCAUUAAUCUGCAAACACCAUCUCCAGGUCGAGUCAUAAGGAACAAUUUGGGUAAAAUCCUAGCGCAUGUGCUUGGGAAAGGCGACAGAAAGCUCUUGUUCGAGACGGUCAACGAACUGUCCACUAUUGUUUCAAGUAGCAAGUCCAAGACCGACUCCGAAGUUCGCACAAAACAUGCUGCUGUGGUUUGUCUGGGCGACGUAUAUGCUGCGGCUGGUGACAGUGCCAUCAACCUGCACGCGCUCGCUUGUGGGACCUUGGUUAAACUAGUCAAGUCUUCUCAGAGUCAUGCUGGGCUGCGUGCUGCUGCCUUCACCACACUUGGCAAAGUAGCCGGUAUGAUCCAAGGUAGUAUGGAAGAAACUAUAGCCAGAGACAUCUGGAAACAAGCCCGGAGUGCGGCGACUAGCGAUAAGGGGUCACUUACCAUCGUUUCUGCCUGUCGCUGCUUGAAAUCACUAGUCAGGAACACACCGUAUUUUGAAAACUCGGGCGACUUCGAUAGCUUAAAAUCAACUAUCCUCAAGAUAAUCGACUCGAGUUCCUCUCAAGUCCGGCAUGCUGCAGCUGACUGUUUGGCGGAAGCCAUGGUUAAAAACCACUCCGAACAGGGGGCCAGUGCUAGUUCAGCCCUGAAAUUUAAGAAGCCCAAGAGGACCAACACGUUUAAGAGAGCUUCCAUGGCCCCAGGUGGUGUAGUGGACGAGGAAGAUGAUAUCCCAUCACGGCCUGGUAGCCCAGCCCCUGGAGGUGGAAAGAAAAGCCAGGAUUUGGUGCUUUCGUUACAAGAUAUUAUGAAAACAUUAUCCACCCAGUAUACUCGCAUGUCUACAACGAAUAGGGCCAGGGCAGCUAUCGGCGUAUGCUAUGGGAGAGUAGUCAAGCGCCUAGGAGAGAAAUUCGUCGAGACCAAUUAUAUAAGAAUUCUUGAACACUUGGCGGUCGAUAUCCUGGGUAAUCAAAACAUACUCAAUAAUCGGUAUAGGCUGCUCAUCUCUCGUCGCAUCGUAGACACGGUACUUCAAGAUAUCAUUGGACGCAGAAUACUUGGAGAGUCUGGUCAAAUGAGAGUUGCGAAGUCUGUCGUCAACGAAAUCUUCAAGAAUUAUCCCGAGGUCAUAAAAGAGCGGCCCGAACCAAGCAAAUAUACGCUCAUUUCAUCCCUGGGGGCUGUCACUUCACUCAUAAACUCAUUAGGUUCUGCUUCAAAUGAUUUUGCAGAGGGUUGCCGAGAUGGUCUCUUACAAAUUUUGCAACAUCCUAGCUAUACUGUACAGGUGUAUGCGUCACAAUGUAUGAAGGCGUUGGUCCUUGCGUGCCCUCAACAACUCCUUUCAUGUCUCUCUAUCUGCAUGAACAGCUUAACCAGGGAACUUAAUCUGCUCACGGGAGGACGAAACUCCCCUACGAGAUGUGUCGGUUUCGCUCACGGGCUCGCGGCUGCUCUAAGUACCAGCUCAGCGCGUCCACUAUAUGGGUCACUCGAUAUCAACAACCGUGUCUACUCUAUGGCAACUAACUUGCUUAAAUCAAGCGGACAGUCAGAACUACGGGUUUCAAGCGCACAAAUUCAAGUCGCAUGGAUUCUGCUGGGGGGCUUGAUGUCACUUGGUCCAAACUUCGUCAAAAUCCACCUCUCCCAGCUGCUGGUUUUGUGGAAAAAUGCACUCCCUAAGCCUCUUGCUAAAGACAACUUCACUCACCGAAGUAUCCUCGAGGUUUCAUUCCUUACCCAUGUCAAAGAGUGUGCCUUGAGUUGCAUUCUAUCGUUCCUGCAGUUCAAUAGUCGUCUUUUGACCGUUGAUGUUUCCAAGCGUAUAGCAACGAUGCUUCAAGGAACCACAGCCUUUCUUAAGCUUCUUCCCUCAAAAAGGACCACCGAUGAUAUCUCUCAAAGAUUAACACCAGCCUUACAACUACAAGAUCUUGACAUGAUGGCUCAGAGACGAGUCCUUCAAUGCUACGUCAAGCUUGUAAACCAGAGCCCGCCAGGUGGUAUCGAGGCUUUAUUGCAGUCGAACUUGCUCACCAUUGCCAUAUCACUUUUCGCCGACCCCGAGAACUAUGGUGGCAACUCUUUGAGUGCCUCGAUUGCUAAUGCGGCGGGCACCUUCGAGACAGUCUGGGAAGUUGGCGAUAAUGCCGGCUUCGGUGUCAACGGGCUGAUUCGCGGGUUCAAGUCGAAAAAACUUCCAGGUGAAAAGGAUGAAUCCACUGAGGAAUUGUUGGUAGACGAAACGGACCCAGAUCGCAUCAUCGAUAGCCUUCUUCUGUCGCCAAUAUGCCCGUCCCUGGAGCAUGAUGCUGCUACUCUGUACAUUGGUAAUUUGGACCCUGCAUCAGAACUCCCAGAUCCGCCGGCUACCGAAGUUGUGAAUAUGGCAGUGCGCCUAUUCGCUUUUGUCUUUCCUGUAACACCUGCCAAAGUUCAAGAGAGCGUUCUUGAACAAAUAGCUACAUACACGUCAGCUGGGUCUCUGCAACGGGACCCUGGGAGAAAAGCAGCUAUGGCUGUAAAUAUUGCUAGUGCUUUACUUUCAACGUUAAAGGUGGCUGUCAAGGAAACACAAUCUUCCUCAGGAAACAUCACCAAUCCGGCAGUCGAGAAGCUACUUCAAGAGAUGAUCAGGGAAUUUGUCGUGGACCCCGAUCAGUAUAUCCGAAGUAUUGGGUACGGCGCUAUCGCUAGAUUAUGUAACGCUUCUGGUAACGGCUUCACAAACCAUGAGGUAAAGUACCUAGUUGACAUGAUUGUGGGAAAUAGGGAGCCUAGCGUACGCGCGGGAUGCUCUAUGGCUCUAGGCUGCAUCCAGGCCAAAGUGGGAGGCAUGGGAGCUGCGUACCAUCUAAAGACUAUCACGGGGAUACUAAUGUCUCUUUGUAAUGAUCCACAUCCGACAGUUCAUUACUGGGCUUUGGAGGCCCUGGGUCUCGCUGCAGAUGCAGCUGGCCUAGGGUUCGGUCCUUAUGUGUCUGGGACACUUGGAAUGUUAGCCCAACUAUAUCUCUCCGAGUCACAUCAUACCGAGGUAGCAUCGCCUAUAUCGAUGAGUCUCGAGAUGGAAUUAUCCACCGUUACGGCUAUUGCCCGUUGCGUUGAUUCUUUGAUCAAUGUGGUAGGACCCGACUUACAGGACUCUACCAAGUCUCGUGAGCUUAUUUUCACUUUGGUUGGCCAAUUCCAGAAAGAAGAGGAUAUACUCACCCAAAGGGCUUGCCUCGGAUGUCUUGAGCACCUCUCUCUAUAUGCCCCGGGUCACAUGGUUUUCGCGGACUACGUUAAGCUGCUACAAAAGUACUUGAAAUCUGAGUUCCCUGAUAUUCGCGAUGUUGCUGUGGAUGGACUAUACAAUCUAAUGAAGCGAGAUCCCCAUGACGUUCUUCUUGCGGCAGAUCCGGGCUUCGAGGACCAACUCUGGCUCGUUCUAGAUACAUCGCCAGAUCACGAUGGCAUUCGAACCCUCGUCCGCAAUUGGCUGCGUCAAACCUUUUUAAAAGAUACAAGUGCUUGGUUGUCACGAUGCCAAAAUGUACUUAAAAUGACCCGACCAAAGGUUAUUGAACCAUUACCACAGAAAAAUGCCAAGCCAAGUGCUAACAUUGAUCUCCACGAUGAAGAAGUUGCUGGCUUCGCUGCAGCCGCUGGUGCUUCCAAGGAUGAGAAGGACCCCGCUGGCAGUUCUGAGAUGGAACCUCUACGUUGGCAAGUGAGGACUUUCGCCAUGAGUUGUCUUAGUGAUAUCUUUAUCUUGGUCACAAAAGAUGUCGCUACAAAUGGAGAAUCGCCUGCGCAACCGUUACUGCAGAGCCGGAUAGCAGACGUUAUCCGCACGGCUUUCUCUGCAUCCACCUCCAGCGUACUAGAACUUCGAAUUUGGGGUUUGAAGAUUAUUGGCGCCGUACUGAAGAUGUUCGGCAAAACGCCGGAUCCGGACUUUGAAGAAGCCAUGCUGCUAGAACAGUAUCAAGCACAAAUCAGUUCGGCGUUGACGCCCGCAUUUGCGGCUGAUUCCUCUCCAGAGCUCGCCUCCGAAGCUGUUAAUGUGUGCGCCGCCUUCAUCUCGACUGGUAUUGUGACGGAUGUUGAUCGAAUGGGACGAAUCUUGAAGACCCUUGUUACUGGACUGGAGAACUUUUCCACAGAUGUAGAGAAUGCAGGGAUCGGAGACUUGAAAGGGCUAAGUCCUAACGCUCAGGUAAUGGUCAAGAUGUCUGUCUUCUCAGCAUGGGCAGAUCUUCAAGUGGCCAGCUUAGAGCAGAAAUACCUCCUUGAGGUUCUAAAGCCUCAUGUCAACACAUUAACACCGCUGUGGCUAGCUUCUCUGCGCGAGUUUGCGCGUCUCCGGUUCGAGCCAGACAUAUCGAUGACACUUGGGCCACCAUCUAUGUCAGGCAGCUUAGAGACGAUUUAUUCUGCUCUCAAUCGGGAGACCCUUCUUAGGUUCUACCAAGAAUCAUGGCUCAAGCUCGUCGAUGCUAUUGCGAGCCUCAUUGAACAAGACAGCGAGUUUGUCUUCGAUGCUCUUGACGGCAAGGAAACCGACGGUCCUGCGCCCAAUGGUCAGUCUAAGGGUGCUGAUAUCAACUACCGCGACGAACCUGUAGCAUUCUUCUUUGUUCUCUUUGGUAUUGCGUUCGAGGCACUUGCAACCCGUCCAGGCCAGACUGACUCUCUUGCCACCCAAGAACAAACUCUCCCGAUUCUGCAGGCCCUAAAGAAAAUCCUCCACCCCAGCGUCUCUGGCCAAGCCAUAUACAGGGAAGCAAUCUUCUCCGAGACAAUGGAUCUCCUAGAUCGCCUUGUCUUGACAGAAAGCCUCGAUGUUCAAAGUGUCAUCGUCGAAAUUGCACGGGCCUUAUGUAUUGCCCAUCCAUCAGCCAGAAAAAAUGGUCAGACAGAAGACGGGGACCUAAGUGAAGAUAUCGAGCAGCUAUUUGAACUGACCAGGAUCAUUGUGUUGGUCCUCUCAGGUCUGCUACCGAACCUUACAGAGGCCAAUCAACAGGUUCGCUAUCAGUUGACUGAGGAGUCAGUCCUACUCGUAAGAACUGGCCUGAGCGCUAUUGUCGACGCUGCCGAGGUAUUCCCUGCUAUCAUCAAAACAGAUUUACAUGCAUGUAUCAUCCACAUCUUUGCGACAAUACUUGCAACUUCCUCUUGUCAGGAAAUAAUUGUACCUCAGGCGUUGCCCAUGUUUAAGCGGUUCGUCGCAAGCAUGGCCAACUCUCGUAACCUUUCUGACGACAAAUCGCCUACUGAUAGCCAGGUGCAAGGCUGCUUGCGUCGCUUCCUAUCUAUUUAUUUGAAUGCUCAGAGGCGAGACACACCACAAUCACUGCAAUGCGUCAAAAAUUGCCUCCUUAUAAUUACCAUCCUCUUCACUGGCGGCAACAAUCGAUUAGCAGCCAAUGAUCGCGUAGUUGCGAAAUUUUUAGACGAAGUUCUGGACUGUCUAACUGAUCGCAUGACUGCCAAGAUUGCUGCCAACUGUAUUAGAUCUCUGAUGUUGCAAAACUCUCCAACACCAGCUGACCAGUCGAUUGCUCGCUAUCUACUCCCGCGACUUGUCGCUUUUGUGUCCGACACUGAUCGUGAUGAUCCAGAGGGUGCCAGAAAACUUGUAGCGCAAACACUAACGCAAUAUGUGUCGGUAAUAAGCAAAGACCACGCACAAAUCGCAAUGUCCAUUGUGGUUCCAACAUUACUCAAUCGAGCUGCCAAUGAGGGAGACGAAGUGUACAAGGAGACAAGCACAAGGUUGCUUGAAUUGGCCUCGGUGAAUCAAGCGGCCUUCAAGGGAAUAGUAGGAGCAAUGAAUGAGGGCCAGAAGGCUUUUAUGGAAGAAGUGCUACGUUCUGGCCGCCAGGACAACGAUGCUGAUCGGGACAACAAUAACACGGGUCAACCCAGCAUCACGUUGAAGAUGAAUUUUGGCGGCAGUUAAGCUUCAAUGUUAUUUUAUGAGAGAAGAAAACAAUAAUGAUAUGAUCGGCAAGAUCUACGAAUACUUAUGCUACGCCUAGGUCGAUUCUGCAAACAGAUACAACUGGGGUGUGCCAUCGCAUUUAGAAAGAAUUCUCAGAAGUUCUUCACCAUCACCCUGGGAAGUACAGCAUCUAGUGAGCCUUACCUCGAGCAAUUACAGGAAUAUCUUAGCUAUAGACUUAGAGAAAUACUACGUGAGUUAAGCCCAUUGAUUGUCCGUAACUAUGAGUUUGGUCAUCU
Molecule: messenger RNA, 6649 nt
Organism: Xylaria bambusicola
Lineage: Eukaryota; Fungi; Ascomycota; Sordariomycetes; Xylariales; Xylariaceae
Product: armadillo-type protein
Exons: 2
Coding region: 165-6368 (2067 amino acids)
Biological process (GO): endocytosis; retrograde transport, endosome to Golgi; intracellular protein localization
Cellular component (GO): endocytic vesicle; Golgi apparatus; membrane
Source: RefSeq, a predicted model, not a curated record